AUGCCGACGCCCAUCCCUACUGUCCCCGUCCCAGCUCGAUCUCAGCAUGCCGACGCCCAUCCACUACUGUCCCCGUCCCAGCUCGAUCUCAGCAUGCCGACGCCCAUCCACUACUGUCCCCGUCCCAGCUCGAUCUCAGCAUGCCGACGCCCAUCCAGCACUGUCCCCGUCCGGACUCGAUCUCAGCAUGCCGACGCCCAUCCACUACUGUCCCCGUCCCAGCUCGAUCUCAGCAUGCCGACGCCCAUCCACUACUGUCCCCGUCCGGACUCGAUCUCAGCAUGCCGACGCCCAUCCCUACUGUCCCCGUCCCAGCUCGAUCUCAGCAUGCCGACGCCCAUCCACUACUGUCCCCGUCCCAGCUCGAUCUCAGCAUGCCGACGCCCAUCCAGCACUGUCCCCGUCCCAGCUCGAUCUCAGCAUGCCGACGCCCAUCCACUACUGUCCCCGUCCCAGCUCGAUCUCAGCAUGCCGACGCCCAUCCCUACUGUCCCCGUCCCAGCUCGAUCUCAGCAUGCCGACGCCCAUCCACUACUGUCCCCGUCCCAGCUCGAUCUCAGCAUGCCGACGCCCAUCCACCACUGUCCCCGUCCCAGCUCGAUCUCAGCAUGCCGACGCCCAUCCACUACUGUCCCCGUCCCAGCUCGAUCUCAGCAUGCCGACGCCCAUCCACUACUGUCCCCGUCCCAGCUCGAUCUCAGCAUGCCGACGCCCAUCCCUACUGUCCCCGUCCCAGCUCGAUCUCAGCAUGCCGACGCCCAUCCACUACUGUCCCCGUCCCAGCUCGAUCUCAGCAUGCCGACGCCCAUCCAGCACUGUCCCCGUCCGGACUCGAUCUCAGCAUGCCGACGCCCAUCCACUACUGUCCCGGUCCCAGCUCGAUCUCAGCAUGCCGACGCCCAUCCAGCACUGUCCCCGUCCCAGCUCGAUCUCAGCAUGCCGACGCCCAUCCCUACUGUCCCCGUCCCAGCUCGAUCUCAGCAUGCCGACGCCCAUCCACUACUGUCCCCGUCCCAGCUCGAUCUCAGCAUGCCGACGCCCAUCCACCACUGUCCCCGUCCCAGCUCGAUCUCAGCAUGCCGACGCCCAUCCCUACUGUCCCCGUCCCAGCUCGAUCUCAGCAUGCCGACGCCCAUCCACUACUGUCCCCGUCCCAGCUCGAUCUCAGCAUGCCGACGCCCAUCCACUACUGUCCCCGUCCCAGCUCGAUCUCAGCAUGCCGACGCCCAUCCACCACUGUCCCCGUCCCAGCUCGAUCUCAGCAUGCCGACGCCCAUCCACUACUGUCCCCGUCCCAGCUCGAUCUCAGCAUGCCGACGCCCAUCCACUACUGUCCCCGUCCCAGCUCGAUCUCAGCAUGCCGACGCCCAUCCACUACUGUCCCCGUCCCAGCUCGAUCUCAGCAUGCCGACGCCCAUCCACUACUGUCCCCGUCCCAGCUCGAUCUCAGCAUGCCGACGCCCAUCCACCACUGUCCCCGUCCCAGCUCGAUCUCAGCAUGCCGACGCCCAUCCACUACUGUCCCGGUCCCAGCUCGAUCUCAGCAUGCCGACGCCCAUCCACUACUGUCCCCGUCCCAGCUCGAUCUCAGCAUGCCGACGCCCAUCCACCACUGUCCCCGUCCCAGCUCGAUCUCAGCAUGCCGACGCCCAUCCACUACUGUCCCCGUCCGGACUCGAUCUCAGCAUGCCGACGCCCAUCCACUACUGUCCCCGUCCCAGCUCGAUCUCAGCAUGCCGACGCCCAUCCACUACUGUCCCCGUCCCAGCUCGAUCUCAGCAUGCCGACGCCCAUCCACUACUGUCCCCGUCCCAGCUCGAUCUCAGCAUGCCGACGCCCAUCCACCACUGUCCCCGUCCCAGCUCGAUCUCAGCAUGCCGACGCCCAUCCACUACUGUCCCCGUCCCAGCUCGAUCUCAGCAUGCCGACGCCCAUCCACUACUGUCCCCGUCCCAGCUCGAUCUCAGCAUGCCGACGCCCAUCCACCACUGUCCCCGUCCCAGCUCGAUCUCAGCAUGCCGACGCCCAUCCACUACUGUCCCCGUCCCAGCUCGAUCUCAGCAUGCCGACGCCCAUCCACCACUGUCCCCGUCCCAGCUCGAUCUCAGCAUGCCGACGCCCAUCCACUACUGUCCCCGUCCGGACUCGAUCUCAGCAUGCCGACGCCCAUCCACUACUGUCCCCGUCCCAGCUCGAUCUCAGCAUGCCGACGCCCAUCCCUACUGUCCCCGUCCGGACUCGAUCUCAGCAUGCCGACGCCCAUCCACCACUGUCCCCGUCCCAGCUCGAUCUCAGCAUGCCGACGCCCAUCCACUACUGUCCCCGUCCGGACUCGAUCUCAGCAUGCCGACGCCCAUCCAGCACUGUCCCCGUCCCAGCUCGAUCUCAGCAUGCCGACGCCCAUCCAGCACUGUCCCCGUCCCAGCUCGAUCUCAGCAUGCCGACGCCCAUCCACCACUGUCCCCGUCCCAGCUCGAUCUCAGCAUGCCGACGCCCAUCCAGCACUGUCCCCGUCCCAGCUCGAUCUCAGCAUGCCGACGCCCAUCCCUACUGUCCCCGUCCGGACUCGAUCUCAGCAUGCCGACGCCCAUCCACCACUGUCCCCGUCCCAGCUCGAUCUCAGCAUGCCGACGCCCAUCCACUACUGUCCCCGUCCGGACUCGAUCUCAGCAUGCCGACGCCCAUCCAGCACUGUCCCCGUCCCAGCUCGAUCUCAGCAUGCCGACGCCCAUCCCUACUGUCCCCGUCCGGACUCGAUCUCAGCAUGCCGACGCCCAUCCACUACUGUCCCCGUCCCAGCUCGAUCUCAGCAUGCCGACGCCCAUCCACUACUGUCCCCGUCCGGACUCGAUCUCAGCAUGCCGACGCCCAUCCAGCACUGUCCCCGUCCCAGCUCGAUCUCAGCAUGCCGACGCCCAUCCCUACUGUCCCCGUCCGGACUCGAUCUCAGCAUGCCGACGCCCAUCCACUACUGUCCCCGUCCCAGCUCGAUCUCAGCAUGCCGACGCCCAUCCACUACUGUCCCCGUCCGGACUCGAUCUCAGCAUGCCGACGCCCAUCCCUACUGUCCCCGUCCGGACUCGAUCUCAGCAUGCCGACGCCCAUCCACUACUGUCCCCGUCCCAGCUCGAUCUCAGCAUGCCGACGCCCAUCCACUACUGUCCCCGUCCGGACUCGAUCUCAGCAUGCCGACGCCCAUCCACUACUGUCCCCGUCCCAGCUCGAUCUCAGCAUGCCGACGCCCAUCCCUACUGUCCCCGUCCCAGCUCGAUCUCAGCAUGCCGACGCCCAUCCUCUACUGUCCCCGUCCGGACUCGAUCUCAGCAUGCCGACGCCCAUCCACUACUGUCCCCGUCCCAGCUCGAUCUCAGCAUGCCGACGCCCAUCCACUACUGUCCCCGUCCGGACUCGAUCUCAGCAUGCCGACGCCCAUCCACUACUGUCCCCGUCCCAGCUCGAUCUCAGCAUGCCGACGCCCAUCCUCUACUGUCCCCGUCCGGACUCGAUCUCAGCAUGCCGACGCCCAUCCAGCACUGUCCCCGUCCCAGCUCGAUCUCAGCAUGCCGACGCCCAUCCACUACUGUCCCCGUCCGGACUCGAUCUCAGCAUGCCGACGCCACAUGGCUGGAGACGGACGUUUUGUUUUUGUGCGACUAA
This is a messenger RNA of Haliotis rufescens (red abalone), 3657 nucleotides long. RefSeq names its product proline-rich extensin-like protein EPR1. The transcript is spliced from 2 exons. The coding region runs from base 1 to 3657 and encodes 1218 amino acids. The record is from RefSeq and is a predicted model, not a curated record. Lineage: Eukaryota; Metazoa; Mollusca; Gastropoda; Lepetellida; Haliotidae.